Molecule: messenger RNA, 417 nt
Organism: Penicillium diatomitis
Lineage: Eukaryota; Fungi; Ascomycota; Eurotiomycetes; Eurotiales; Aspergillaceae
Product: putative eukaryotic translation initiation factor eIF1a-like protein
Exons: 2
Coding region: 1-417 (138 amino acids)
Biological process (GO): translational initiation
Cellular component (GO): nucleus
Molecular function (GO): RNA binding; translation initiation factor activity
Source: RefSeq, a predicted model, not a curated record
AUGGCGCCCCCUCGCAGAAAAGUCCUUGCGACUGCUGAAGGAACCAUGUUUCCCCCCGACGAGCUGUCGAGUACGCAGCAGAUCGUUCGAGCAGUCAAAGCGACUGGCAACAACAUCUACUUGAUCGAGCAAGCCGACAAGACUCAGAUGCUCGUGGAGUUGCCCGCCAAAUUCCGCUCAACCUUCUGGAUCAAACGUGGAUCCUACGUCGUGAUUGACACCGAACCGCAAGAGGAGCGCGACAACAAGAUCAAGGGAGAAAUCAUCAACAUUGUUCGCGACGAGAAGGCGUGGAGAAAGGCUCCCUUCUGGCCGAAAGAAUUCGCCAAGCAACCUGCCGUUGUUGUUGAUUCGGACUCUGAUGAAGAAGAGUCAAGAGUUGGAAAAAUGCCAUCUUCCGAUGAAUCAGACGCGUAA